GUGCGUGCAUACAGGUAUGCAAUCGACACACAUGGUCAGCUUUUCCUACAUGAUACAGUUCCCAAGAACCUAACGUCAUGCUACAAAAAUCCUGAAUUUCUCAACUUUUUCUUUACACGAAUUCGUCGGAAUUAUGCCGAGGCAGCCAAACCUGAAACAGUCGCAAAUCUAGAUGAGGAAUGGACUGAGACGGGUACUUAUUCUGCUGAUCAAGUAUUACAGCUUGGUAGAGCACAAGGCUAUCAUUGGCUAUCACCUUGUCAAGGAGAAUAUAACAUCAUUCGAUCUGCCGAUUCUCCGAUUGUAUUUCGUGAACUGAGCGAAGAUGGAAUACUAAGUUGGGCAGGUACACUCCAAACAGAAUUUAAUCCGUCUGCUUUGAAAGUUGAUGCAGAAACAGGAUACGUUUAUCAUCCUUCGCCCGUACCACCUUUGACUUCCCUGCGAAAACAAGUCACCAAAGAUUUCCAUCCUUACGGAGCUUACAGUCUUUUAUCCUCUGCUCUUGUUCUACAAAGGCUUGCUACCGGCUUGGACAUCGAUCCAGAUGCAUUUGCUGAUCAACAUGGAGGCAGCAUUGAAUGGCACGGUAAGAGGUAUAAUAUGGGUAUCGUUCAGGAUGGAAUAGAU
Messenger RNA from Meira miltonrushii, 630 nucleotides. RefSeq lists its product as uncharacterized. The annotation marks the transcript as partial. The transcript has a single exon. The record is from RefSeq and is a predicted model, not a curated record. Lineage: Eukaryota; Fungi; Basidiomycota; Exobasidiomycetes; Exobasidiales; Brachybasidiaceae.